AUAUUUCAUCCUUCGCUUUGCACAGACCCCUCUGAAGCUUCAGAGACCCACAACAUAACUAAUAGCAGCUUGACAGAGGGUGAGUAUAGUUCAUUAAACCGGUAUAUCGGGAUUUAUGGCAAACAACCAACCGAAUCGACCCGACGAAGUUCGCGAAGAUUAACCGCUGAAGUGAUGUUACCGGAAGCCGGAACUUUUGUGAAGUUUCUUCCGCUUUCAGUUUCUCUCCGGAGCCAUAACAGAGAGGCACACAGUCUUGAGAAGAGGGAAAAGAUAUGGCAGGUUCUAAAUCAGCUUUGGUGCUAUGCAUGGAUGUUGGAUUCUCCAUGUCCAACAAUGCACCGGGUGAAGAGCCUCCCUUUGAGCUUGCCAAAAAAGUCAUCCAGAAGUUUGUCCAGCGUCAGGUGUUUGCAGAGACAAAAGAUGAGCUGGCUUUAGUUCUGUUUGGCACAGACGCCACAAAUAACUCUCUGGCCCAGGAUGACCAGUACCAGAACAUCAGCGUUCAUCGUCACCUCAUGAUGCCGGAUUUUGAGCUUCUGGAAGAAAUAGAGAAUCAGGUCCAUCCAGAGGAUUCACACGCUGACUGGCUGGAUGCUCUCGUUGUCUGCAUGGAUCUCCUACAGAGAGAAAAGAAGGACAAGAAGUUUGAUCGCCUCGUCAUUGCCCUCAUGACCGACCUCAACACCCAGGCAAGCUCUGAGCAACUGGACGUUAUCAUUGAGAAGCUGAAACAAGAGGACAUCACUCUGCAGUUUUUUUUGCCAUUCCCCGCAGAAGAAGAUGAAGAAGAUGAAGAGGGUGGAGGAGGAACAGACAGACGCGGCUCUGGUCAUCCGGGUACAGGAAAAGGACUGACCAGUGAACAGAAGGAUGGUCUAGACAUGGUGAAACACAUCAUGCUUACCCUGGAUGAAGAGGAUGGCCUGGAUGAAAUUUACACAUUCAGGAAUGCGAUUGAACAGCUGUGUAUGUUCAAGCGUAUAGAGAGGAGACCCACCGCCUGGCCCUGUCAGCUGACUAUCGGCACCUCUGUGUCCAUCCGUAUUGUUGGAUACAAAGCAGUGACAGAAGAGAAACUGAAGAAAAUGUGGGUAACAGUUGACGCACAGAGUAACAAGAAAGAUGACGUGAAGAGAGAAACUGUAUACUGCCUGGAUGAUGACAAUGAGACUGAGGUGCAGGCGGAAGAUACCAUACAAGGUUUUCGUUAUGGAAGUGAUAUCGUUCCCUUCUCAAAAGUUGAUCAAGACCAGAUGAAAUACAAGCAUGAUGGAAAGUGCUUCGCUGUUUUAGGCUUCACCAAACAGAGCCUGAUACAACGCCAUCUCUUCAUGGGGAAUCAAGUCAUCAAGAUGUUUUCUGGCAAGGAUGACGAGCAUGCAGCAGUUGCCUUGUCAGCUCUAAUCCGAGCGCUCGACGAGCUUGAAAUGGUUGCCAUUGUACGUUACGCCUAUAAUAGGAUCAGCAACCCUCAAGUAGGAGUGGCGUUUCCUUGCAUCAAGCAGGACUCUGAGUGUUUGAUGUACAUCCAGCUGCCCUUCAUGGAAGACCUCAGACAGUUUACAUUUCCAUCUCUUGAGAACAACAAAAAGUUCACUCCAUCAGAUACCCAGCUGUCGUCUGUGGACUCCCUCAUUGACUCCAUGAUGCUGGUAGAAGAGGAAGAAGGAGAAAAAAAUGACUUGUUCAAGGUCCAUCAGAUUCCCAACCCUGCCUUCCAGAGGCACUUCCAGUGUCUACAUCAUCGGGCCGUGAACCCCAGUACCCCUCUCCCCCCCAUGGAGCCGUGGCUGAAGGCUGCUCUCGAGCGCCCUGAUGUCAUCAAUGAACGUUGCCAGGAUCCUCUGGAGGAGGUGAAGAAGAAGUUUCCUCUCACAGAGGUGGAGAAGAAAAAGAAGCUGAAGACGAGUGCUCAGAUAUUUGGCAAAGAUUCAGAGGAGCCAGAUGCCAAGAAGGCCAAAGGAGAUGAAGAAGAGGAGGAGUAUAACCUGGCUGACAUUGCCGAAGGCUCCGUUACUUCGGUGGGAAGCGUGGAUCCAGCCCGAGAUUUCCGCACUCUGAUCAAGCGGAAGACUCUUCCGUUUGGAGAGGCCUGUCAGCAACUGACUCACAGGAUCGAGCAGUUGCUAAGCAACAAGAACACACACUACUACAUGAAAAGCAUCACCUGCAUUCAGGCUUUUAGGGAACAGUCAGUUAAGCUGGAGAAUGCGGAUCUGUACAAUAGCUACCUCCAAUCCCUGAAAAGAAGCAUCCCGAACAGAGGGCUGGGGGUCUUCUGGGACCUGCUUGUUCAAGAUGCCAUAACUCUGAUCAGCAAGGACGAAGUUGAAGGAAGCACAGUUUCCAAAAGUGAAGCUAAUCAGUUUCUGGUUCCUGAGGAGAAGAAAGAGGAAGCAGCUGCACCACCAACUGAAGAUACAGGAGACCUUGAUGACUUGCUGGACAUGAUGUAAGAAGGGAGGCAAUGGGAGAGUUUGCUGUGGACACACAGAAAUGAGAAGAAUGCAAUCUUUCAGUCCAGCAAGUCCAGACCAGAUCAGCUUCAUUGUUCUACCUCCCACGCAGAGACCCCUGAUAUUUUGUAACUACAUCUAACUGCACAGCACAGAGCUAACAUCAGUACAACUGUUGCAAGUACUGUAAGUCCAGGGCUUAAGGUGGUGUUUGUUUUAAGUGUCAAAUUUCUGUCAUUUUUAUAAAUCUCUCGUUUCAGUUGUAGAUUAACGUGCAUUGUUAACCUUUUUUGACUCCACAAAAUACAGAUGUUCUGUGUCUUAACAGAUUUAUUCAUCAAAAUCAGUAAAGCUCAAUAGUUGUUUACAAACGCUCAACUGAAAGGAUGUUUUUUGUAUAAAAGAUUCAAGCUGAAUACAGUUUUCCUGACUAGUGCAUUAAAGUGGAUGCUGUGAUUUGA
Notolabrus celidotus (New Zealand spotty) is the source of this 2920-nucleotide messenger RNA. It is a transcript of the gene xrcc5, whose product is annotated as X-ray repair complementing defective repair in Chinese hamster cells 5. The coding region runs from base 276 to 2459 and encodes 727 amino acids. Gene Ontology annotation, cellular component: nucleus; Ku70:Ku80 complex. Gene Ontology annotation, biological process: cellular response to X-ray; telomere maintenance; DNA recombination. Lineage: Eukaryota; Metazoa; Chordata; Actinopteri; Labriformes; Labridae. The record is from RefSeq and is a predicted model, not a curated record. Gene Ontology annotation, molecular function: telomeric repeat DNA binding; damaged DNA binding; DNA helicase activity. The transcript is spliced from 21 exons.